Molecule: messenger RNA, 270 nt
Organism: Nezara viridula (southern green stink bug)
Lineage: Eukaryota; Metazoa; Arthropoda; Insecta; Hemiptera; Pentatomidae
Source: the annotation of a GenBank genome assembly
AAAAGUGUUGAAAGAUUUGAGAGAAAAACUCUCCGCACGAUAACCGGAGUGGUCUGGGAUCAGAUUAUUAACACAAGGAGAAGAAAGAUCAAUAAAGAACUCCUUACAGAAACUGGUCAAUCAAUAUCCCAUGAUAUGAAGGCACAGAGGUUAAGAUGGGAGGGGCAUGUAGCUCCUAGCAAUCCAUCUGGAAGCCUCUACGUAACAAUGAAUGCCUCAAUAGAAGGCAAAAGACCACUUGCAAGGCCAAAAAGCAGAUCGAUAGAUUGA